Mercurialis annua (annual mercury) is the source of this 942-nucleotide messenger RNA. Its product is annotated as ubiquitin-conjugating enzyme E2 5-like. Gene Ontology annotation, molecular function: ubiquitin conjugating enzyme activity. The coding region runs from base 1 to 399 and encodes 132 amino acids. Gene Ontology annotation, cellular component: nucleus. Lineage: Eukaryota; Viridiplantae; Streptophyta; Magnoliopsida; Malpighiales; Euphorbiaceae. The transcript has 8 exons. Gene Ontology annotation, biological process: ubiquitin-dependent protein catabolic process; protein polyubiquitination. The record is from RefSeq and is a predicted model, not a curated record.
AUGUGUGAUGACCAUUGUGCAAGCUUUUUUGGGACGUCCCACCUUGCAUCAGCAAAUCAAGCCCCAUUCAAUGGCCCAAAAGAGAGUCCUUAUCAGGAAGGUGUGUGGAGGAUAAGAAUAGAACUGCAGGAUGCGUAUCCUUAUAGAUCUCCAUCUAUUGGAUUCAUGAAUAGGGUAUACAAUCCAAAUAUCGAUGAAAUGUCCUUUUCAGUAUGUUUAGAUGUUAUCAACCAAACUUGGAGUCCCAUGUUUGAUCUGGUGAAUGUAUUUAAAGUGUUUCUUGCUCGGAUUCUUUUGUAUCCUAAUCAUUCUGAUCCAUUAAAUGGAGAAGCUGCUGCUCUUAUGAUGAGUGAUAGGGCCACUUAUGAUCAAAGAGUCAAAGAUUGCAGGAGAAACUGACAGGAACUAUCAGGGAGAUGUGGGCUUUGUGACAUGGGUCAAAAAGAACAGGACCUAGUUUUUGGAGAUCAAGUGUUCAAUUGAGGGUGCAACACGUGAAAACAAGUUGCGCUUCCAUAUAUCCUGAAAAGUUGGAUGGUGUAAAGGGUCUUAAUCUAAUGAAGGUGGUACGUACUGUUAGUUACAGACAUUUUGCUACCCAGAAAACUGUGACAAGCAUGCAAAGCCGGAGGACGUUGAAGGGAAAACAAUUGAUGAAGAGCUGAGGGGCGACGAUGAUGGUUAUGGGUCUGAGGAUGAGCAAGUUGGUGAGCAAAAUCCUGAAUUGCAUGAAUUGAAACUCAUAAACUGAAAAUGUCUGCCUAUGUAAUAUCAAUUACCAGUACCUCUGUACAUGAUUUGCAGCUCUUGCAAAAUGGGAUCUCGUAAACAUAAGUAUUAUGGAAAAAUUCAAAUUCUUAAAUUAAUCAAACACAUAGGGAUAAAGUUUUAUGUUAGAUAAUUGAUAGAAUAAAGAAAUAAUAAUUAUGUACUUUUAUUUUA